Molecule: messenger RNA, 690 nt
Organism: Anthostomella pinea
Lineage: Eukaryota; Fungi; Ascomycota; Sordariomycetes; Xylariales; Xylariaceae
Source: the annotation of a GenBank genome assembly
AUGUCAUCUUAUCUGAUCGCAGGUACCUCCCGAGGUUUGGGCCUCGGGCUUGUCAAAGUCCUCGUUGCCCAACCAGUCGAGGAUGUGAAGUAUAUCUUCGCGACCACACGGUCUGCACAUCCUAGCCCCGACCUCGCCGAUUUUAUGGUCGACUCCCCAGACAGCAACAAGGCCGCGGCGUCCCAUGUAUCUGCCGAGCUCGAGGGUGCCGGACUGGAUUAUCUCAUCAACAAUGCCGCGGCCCUGGACACCAACGUGCUCGGAACGCACGAGACCAUGUGUGCCUUCCUCCCGCUCCUGCGAGAAGGCGGGGCCAAGAAGAUCGUCAACUUCUCCUCCACGCUCGGCGCGGCCACGACAGCCCAGACGGAUCCGUCCAUAGUCAGCGUGCCGUACCCCACCUACAAGAUCAGCAAGGCGGGCACGCACAUGCUGAUGGCACUCUGGUCCAAUCGCCUGAAGGACGAAGGGUUCUGCGUGUGGAUCCAGAGUCCCGGGAACCUGAGGACAGAUCUGGCUGGGAACGAGAGGGCUGAUCUUCCGGCUGAGGUCGGCGCGAAGGAGGUGGUUCGCAUUGCGCAAUCAGCCGGGCCAGGAGAUACGGGCCGGCAUCGGAACAUUUACGUCGAGGGGUGGGAGCAUGGCGGCGGUGUUGGUGGUCGGUACGACGGAGAGGACCUUCCUUGGUAA